Molecule: messenger RNA, 2856 nt
Organism: Paramuricea clavata
Lineage: Eukaryota; Metazoa; Cnidaria; Anthozoa; Malacalcyonacea; Plexauridae
Source: the annotation of a GenBank genome assembly
CUGGUAAACUAUUUUUUCAAGACGUCUUGCUAACUUGGCAGACUAUUUCCAAAAUGGUAGAACAAGAUUAAAGCUAAUAUAUAAAUUAAUUUUCAUAUUGAAAGGUGGUGGGUAUGCAGAAUUUGUGUCUGUUAAUGAAGCAUUAGUUAUGCCAGUUCCGGCAAAUCUUGCUCUCUCGGAUGCCGCUGCCAUUCCAGAGGUGUGGCUCACUGCUUACCAACUGCUACAUCUAUUAGCUGGUGUCAAGUCGCGUGAGUGUGUGCUGGUGCACGCGGCAGGGAGUGGAGUGGGAACUGCAGCGAUACAGCUGGCCAAACUUGCAGGUGCUAGGGCAUUAGCCACUGCAGGAUCACAGGAAAAAUUAGACAUGGCAGAAAAGAUGGGAGCAGAGGGAACUGCCAACUACAAGAACGAGGAUUUCUCGGAGAUGGUGCUUAAGAAAACAAAUGGUAAUUUUUCUACCAUAUACAUGUAAACGUUGGAAACGUCGUGUCGGCGUGCGCAUUUCUAUCCUGAGCUUACUGUACAUAUUAACAAUAAUAUGUACUGUAAAAUUAAGCUUAACUCUAAUAACUAAAAUUGAAUGUUUAUAAAUAUUAUGUAAUUGAGUUUAAGAUUGCAUACUUGAUAGUAAUAUAGGGCGUAAAAAAAAAAUACCUGUGGUUCCGGUUCCCGACCGACCCUAUUUUUUUCUGCCGACCCUAUUAUUUUUUCAACGCGAUUGACCGUGCGACCCUAUUUUCUCCAGGUGGUUGCGGGCUGCUCGUACAGCGUGCCAAAAUGGCGUCUGUUGUCACACUAAUUAUUGAACCAAAUUGCCUAAAUUCGUCCAUAGGAAAUACGCAUCUCUAGUUAAUAUUGAUGUUGGGACUCUACUGCAAAUCGCCCAGCAAAAAACUGCCAAAACCAUGAAAAAAAUAUUCAAAAAAAAAACUUAUUUCCGACCUAUACCGACCCUAAUUUUUUCACGAUAUGAAACCGGAACCACAGGUAUUUUUUUACGCCUAGUGUAAACAGUAUAACCGCGUUUCUGUUUUUCUUCAAAUGUAGGCGCUGGAGCUAAUAUUAUUCUGGAUUGCGUUGGAAGUUCGUUUGUUGAUAAAAAUCUUGCAAGUAUUGCUACAGACGGACGAUGGAUAUUGUACGGCUUACUUGGUGGUGCAAAUGUUGAAGGACGAUUUCUUGGUGCCUUACUUCGGAAAAGGAUAUCGCUCAUCGCAACUACAUUAAGAAGUAGAUCGCUUGAAGUAAGUAAAUCAGACCAAGGUACCAAAACCACCAGAAAAUUGAGAUGGAUAGGGGUUCCUGAAAGAUACAAGUAAAACUUCGACGUUUCGAGCGAAAGCCCUUUGUCGGGAAGCUUAAGUAUAGCAUGGUUAAAUUAUCAUUUAUCUGAUAACGUCUGAGCAAGCGCCUUUCACAUCUGAGAUCGCGUGGGUUCGAUUCUCGCUACGGACUCAUGAUGUGAAAAGAGUCAUUCAACGCUCUGCCGAAAAUCGUGGGUUUUCUCCGGCCCCUCCGGUUUCCUCCCACUGGGAAAGCUGUCAGGGUGGAUUAGGCCAAACAUAUAGUUAGGAAAGUAAUAUCGCGAUUGUUCUAAAGAUAAUUAGUCUAGACUUAGUUGGCAAUACGUAAGCGUAAUACUGGAUGUAAUCGGUCACUGAAAAGCCACGUUGGGGAGUGAGCUGAAUAAUAUAUGUGUGUAUGUAUGUAUCUGAUUGAGGUUUUUUGUCACCUGUUUCCUUUUAUAUUCACUAGUAUAAAAGCACAUGUACAUGUAUUUUCCUGACCCAUAAUCAUGCUAUACUAACUUCCAAACUAUAAGGAUCUCGCUCGAAACGUCGACGUUUUACAGUAUACUCGUAUUUUUCUAUAUCCAUCUCAAUUUUCAAGGAUAAUAUUGACUGCAUUAAUUAUUAGUGCUUUAUCUGUAAUAUAUAGCUGAAACUAAAAGGCACUCGGAGACUGCAUGCCUCCACCAGCGAAUUAAGUUAUGUAGUCAUGCAAAGCUUUUAUCUAAAUUACGAUGGUAUGGAAUAGAAGGUCCCUUGCUACAGUGGUUUGACUGGUUUCAUUAAUAUCUAACUGAAAGAAAGUAAAGAGUAGUUAUAAACGGUAAACAUUCUGCAUGGGCGGAAGUAAGAUUUGUAUUUGUACACUUGUUGCAUAUAAUAUAUUUUGUUCAUUAAUUAAAUUAAUUCUUCCACGGACAACAAUUACCAAAGAAAUUGCGUUUAACGCACACAAUCCGUCAUUGCAUGCAUAUUUCACGGGAAAAAAUACUGGCAAUCCACGUCUCACGAAAAUACCCCAUAUACCACCCUCACAUUUAAUAUAAUAGGAGCAAGGGGAGAAAUUAAAUCUAGUCUUAUAUUCUUUGCACAAAGAUUGAAAGCUCAAAUAAAUAAGCCUGGUGUUUCCACAAAACAAAACCAUUCCACAUUUCUACAAGCAGAAAGGUAUGAUCGAAUAAAAUUAGAUAUUAUGGUUAAUUCUUUCACCAUUUAGUACAAGAAGCAUUUGGUAGAAGCAUUCAGUCAACAUGCCUUACCAAGUUUUCACACAGAGACCCUUAAACCAGUAGUCGACACGAUUUUCAAGAUAGCAGACAUUCAACAGGCUCAUUUGAUGAUGGAAAGUAAUAAAAACAUUGGGAAAAUUGUUGUUGAAGUAAGAAAAGAAAAUGUAAAAGAUGAACUUUAAAGAUUACUACUUAACUGUACUACUUGUACUGCAAUGUAGUCGUAGACACACAGUCAAUCAACAGUGCUGUACUUGAAUCGUUUAAAGUACUUAUGUAACGAAAUUUCACACCAUUAUUUUAAAAUUGCAUUGUUAAAAAAGUUCAAAAUUAGC